AUGGCUGAGUACUGUAAGUUUCCUCCAAAGGAACCGAGGCUACUGACUCCUGAACAACAAGCUGCUCUGGAUGUUGUGGAGAAACCUGCGAACCGAGGAAAAAGGGCUUCUUCCAAGAAAGAAACAACCGAGGGUGAUUCAUCUAAACCUGCCAAGUCUAGGAAGCGAAAGUCUGCAAAAGAUGAUUCAUCUAAGCCAAAGAAGAUUAAGAAGAUGGCGAAGAAGUCGAAGACUCCUUCCCCUUCAGGUUCAGACCACAAUGAGGAGGAUGACAAAGAGGAAAUUCCGCAUCAUGAAUCACCGAGAGGUAACACACCUCCUCAAUCACCAACUCCAACCCAUCCUCUUAAUGAUAAGAUUCCAUCACCUCCUCUAUCUCCAUCAAAAACAACUGUUCCACUUUUAGUUGCUCCUACUCCACCACCUACCACAUCACAGACAACAGCUCCACCACCUGUUAGUACAAUCCCAGUUUCUAUAACUCCUUUACCACCUCCCAUUAUUUCCCAUGCGACUACCACUACUACAACCCAAUCGACAGUAAACGUCAACGUAUCUGAUACGGGGGCGAAUAUUGAGACCGUACCUCCAGUUACUUCUAAACCCCUUUCCCCAACUCCUUCUAGUGAUUCUAAUCCAAUUCUUGGAGGAGCUAAAUUUGAGUUUGAUUCUACUUACUAUAGUCCCUACCGAAUUCCCAGUGAGGAAGAUGAAUAUGCUCCGACAACCAAGAAGCAAAUCGAUAGUAUUCACGAAACGCUUGAUUUACUGAUCGAUUCGACAAAGAAGUAUAACGAUGUUGCUCUUAAAUCAUUCAUGGAUACAUCCCUGCAUUAA
Molecule: messenger RNA, 837 nt
Organism: Lactuca sativa (garden lettuce)
Lineage: Eukaryota; Viridiplantae; Streptophyta; Magnoliopsida; Asterales; Asteraceae
Source: RefSeq, a predicted model, not a curated record